UCUCCACUUUCUCAUCACUCAGCAAAGUCUCAUAAACAAUAAGCAAGCUCAGUUCUAUCCAUCAACAAAUCUCAGCAAAACGAUGUCGCUCAUUCCAAGUUUCUUCGGCACAGGGCGAACGACCAACGUCUUCGACCCAGAGGCGCACGUGUUCAAAGCGGAUCUCCCGGGGCUGAAGAAGGAAGAGGUGAAGGUGGAGAUCGAGGAGGGAAGGGUGCUUCAGAUCAGCGGACAGAGGACGAAGGAGAAAGAGGACAAGAACGACAAGUGGCACCGCGUGGAACGUAGCAGCGGCAGCUUCCUCCGCCGCUUCCGGCUGCCGGAGAACGCCAAAGUCAAUGAGGUUAAGGCUGCUAUGGAGAACGGAGUGCUCACUGUCACUGUUCCCAAGGAGGAAGUGAAGAAGCCCGAUUUGAAACCCGUUCAGAUCACUGGCUAGGCUGCCGAAUGUUACCUAUCUGCUCGGAAUCAAACGAUGAUGUUGUGUCUUUACUUUAUGUCUUUUUUUUUCUCUCUUUAUCUGUCUCAGUCUGACAGAUGAAUAAAAUGUAUGUGCUUGAAUUGAGUUUAAGGAGUGUCAGAUACUACUGAAAUGAUAUAGAAGUGUUUGAAAUUUUACUAUUCCCUGCA
Vigna angularis (adzuki bean) is the source of this 630-nucleotide messenger RNA. Its product is annotated as class I heat shock protein-like. The record is from RefSeq and is a predicted model, not a curated record. NCBI's taxonomy places the organism in Eukaryota, Viridiplantae, Streptophyta, Magnoliopsida, Fabales, Fabaceae. Gene Ontology annotation, biological process: response to hydrogen peroxide; protein complex oligomerization; response to salt stress.